Messenger RNA from Procambarus clarkii (red swamp crayfish), 630 nucleotides. NCBI's taxonomy places the organism in Eukaryota, Metazoa, Arthropoda, Malacostraca, Decapoda, Cambaridae. The record is from RefSeq and is a predicted model, not a curated record.
AUGAAGAACAUGUCUAACGGCAGAAUGAAGAACAUGUCUAACGGCAGAAUGAAGAACAUGUCUAACGGCAGAAUGAAGAACAUGUCUAACGGCAGAAUGAAGAACAUGUCUAACGGCAGAUUGAAGAACAUGUCUAACGGCAGAUUGAAGAACAUGUCUAACGGCAGAAUGAAGAACAUAUAUAACGGCAGAAUGAAGAACAUGUCUAACGGCAGAAUGAAGAACAUAUCUAACGGCAGAUUGAAGAACAUGUCUAACGGCAGAAUGAAGAACAUAUCUAACGGCAGAUUGAAGAACAUGUCUAACGGCAGAUUGAAGAACAUGUCUAACGGCAGAAUGAAGAACAUAUCUAACGGCAGAUUGAAGAACAUGUCUAACGGCAGAUUGAAGAACAUGUCUAACGGCAGAAUGAAGAACAUAUCUAACGGCAGAUUGAAGAACAUGUCUAACGGCAGAUUGAAGAACAUGUCUAACGGCAGAAUGAAGAACAUGUCUAACGGCAGAAUGAAGAACGCGUUUGAUGGCAGACUGGAGAACAUAUUACAUCUAAACCUGCAGAACAUGUUGAACAGAACACAACAGAACACGCCACAUGAACGACUCAACAAACGGAUAAUAUACUCGAAUUGA